AUGGCGCCGAUCAAGACCAUCGAAUACUUUCGUGUCAAGCCCCGAUGGCUGUUCGUCAAGAUAGUUGAUGCAGAGGGUCAUGUCGGUUGGGGAGAGGCAACCCUGGAGGGACAUACCCAGGCCGUGGAAGGCACUCUUCUCGGCUUCGUUGACCGCUUCCUCGGGCUCGAGGCUGAUGACAUUGAACAUAUCUGGCAGCUCGCCUGGAGACAGAGCUUCUAUCGCGGUGGCCCUGUAUUCAUGAGUGCUCUAGCCGGUAUAGACAUCGCACUCUGGGACCUCAAAGCCCGAAGGCUUGGUGUACCCAUCUACCAACUACUCGGAGGUAAAGUCCGACAAAAAGUUCAAGUGUAUGCUUGGAUUGGAGGUGAUCGUCCAUCUUCAGUCGCUGAAGCUGGCAAAGAGCGACUUGCUCAGGGCUUCCGCGCUGUCAAGAUGAAUGCCACUGAAGACGUGGGAUGGUUGGACUCGCCGUCUAAGCUUGACUCUGCUGUCGAAAGAGUAAAGACUGUGAAGGACUUGGGUUUGGAUGUCGCUGUUGAUUUCCAUGGGAGACUCCAUAAAGCUAUGGCGAAGCAAUUGGCACGCAAAUUAGACGGCUGCGAUGUUUUGUUCCUGGAAGAGCCACUUUUGAGUGAGCAUCCUGAGGGUAUCAAGCAGCUGUCAAAUCUGACGAGUUCGCCCAUCGCGCUUGGUGAGAGACUGUAUAGUCGUUGGGAUUUCAAGAGAUACUUCGAAGAUGCUUCUGUCGAUGUCAUCCAGCCUGACAUCUCACAUUGUGGAGGUAUUUCCGAGAUCAGAAGAAUCGCCGCUAUGGCGGAGACGUAUGACGUUGCCAUUGCUCCUCAUUGUCCUCUUGGACCCAUCGCUCUCGCAGCAUGUUUACAGAUCGGUCUCUCCACGCCUAAUCAUAUGAUCCAAGAGAUGUCUGUUGGUAUGCAUUACAAUACUGAGGCAGGUGAGCAUGAUAUUCACAGCUAUGUGCGCAACCCCGAAGUCUUCACGGUCAAGGACGGACACCUGGAUGCCUUUACUGGACCAGGAUUGGGAAUCGAAGUAGAUGAGGAAGCUGUCAGAAGGGUGGCUGAGAACACCGAGCCAUGGCCACUGGGCAAAUUCGUUGGUGUUGACGGUGCUUUGAGAGAGUGGUGA
Messenger RNA from Aureobasidium subglaciale EXF-2481, 1152 nucleotides. RefSeq lists its product as uncharacterized. The transcript has 6 exons. Gene Ontology annotation, molecular function: galactonate dehydratase activity. NCBI's taxonomy places the organism in Eukaryota, Fungi, Ascomycota, Dothideomycetes, Dothideales, Saccotheciaceae. Gene Ontology annotation, biological process: D-galactonate catabolic process; amino acid catabolic process. The record is from RefSeq and is a predicted model, not a curated record. Bases 1 to 1152 code for a protein of 383 amino acids.